Molecule: messenger RNA, 1642 nt
Organism: Pseudophryne corroboree (corroboree frog)
Lineage: Eukaryota; Metazoa; Chordata; Amphibia; Anura; Myobatrachidae
Gene: HNRNPA1
Product: heterogeneous nuclear ribonucleoprotein A1
Exons: 10
Coding region: 143-1327 (394 amino acids)
Biological process (GO): mRNA splicing, via spliceosome
Cellular component (GO): catalytic step 2 spliceosome
Molecular function (GO): mRNA 3'-UTR binding
Source: RefSeq, a predicted model, not a curated record
AGACAGAAUCCAAUGAGGAGAGGUGUGGGCGUGCCGAGGCGAACUAAAUAAGCGGUUUCCGCUGCGCUCAGCCCCACACCAACCAAGACGGUCUCGGUUCUGUUCUCUGAGCUGUGGGGAGAACACGGUAACAUCAGCAAUCAUGCACAAGUCUGAGUCUCCCAGGGAACCCGAGCAGCUGCGCAAGCUCUUCAUCGGCGGCCUGAGCUUCGAGACCACGGAUGAGAGCCUCCGGAACCACUUUGAACAAUGGGGCGCCCUCACCGACUGUGUGGUAAUGAGAGAUCCAAACUCAAAACGUUCCCGUGGCUUUGGCUUCGUCACAUAUACAUCAGCAGAAGAAGUUGAUGCUGCCAUGAACGCCAGGCCUCACAGGGUGGAUGGACGUGUGGUGGAGCCUAAAAGGGCUGUUUCCAGAGAAGACUCUCAAAGACCAGGAGCACACCUCACCGUUAAAAAGAUAUUUGUUGGUGGAAUUAAAGAGGACACAGAAGAACAUCAUUUAAGAGAUUACUUUGAACAGUAUGGAAAGAUAGAAGUGGUAGAGAUAAUGACUGACCGUGCUAAUGGCAAGAAAAGAGGCUUUGCUUUUGUUACAUUUGAAGAUCAUGAUUCAGUUGACAAGAUUGUCAUUCAAAAAUACCACACUGUAAAUGACCACAACUGCGAAGUAAGGAAAGCACUCUCAAAACAAGAGAUGGCAACAGCGUCUGCUAACCAAAGAGGGCGUGGUGGUGGAUCUGGAAACUUCGGAGGCCGUGGUGGUUUUAGUGGAAACGACAGUUAUAGCGGCGGCGGCGGUGGUGGUGGGGGUCGCGGAGGGAACUUUGGUGGAAGCAGAGGAGGUGGAGGUGGUGGUGGAUUUGGCGGUCGUGGUGGUUAUGGUGGUGGUGGUGAAGGCUAUAACAACAAUGGUUUCAGCAAUGAUGGCGGUUAUGGUAACAACGCACCAUACACUGGUGGCAAUCGAGGAUAUGGUGGUGGCCAGAGUUACGGAGGAGGCCAAGGCGGUGGUUAUGGUGGAGGUGGCUAUGACGGUUACAACAAUGGAGGUGGAGGAGGAGGAGCAGGAGGUGGAGGCAGUGGAUUUGGUGGUGGCAAUGGAAACUUUGGCGGCACUGGGGGUGGAAGUGGCAACUACAAUGACUUUGGCAGCUACAACAGCCAGUCAUCCUCAAGCUUUGGACCAAUGAAAGGUGCUGGUGGUGGUGGAGGUGGCGGCGGUGGCAGCAACUACAGUGGAAGGAGUUCUGGACCUUACGGAAGUGGUGGCUAUGGUGGUGGGUCCAGUGGCACUAGCAAUUAUGGAGGUGGCAGGAGAUUUUAAGCUUCAGGAAGCAAUGCUUAGCAGGAGAGGAGAGCCAGGCAAGCGACAGGUUACUACUCAAGUUGAAUUCAGCCAAGCGCAGUUGUGGCAGGGCAUAGCUGCUACAUGAAGAAAUGUUAGCAAAUCAUUUUACGUUUGAGGAAACACAGGACUAUUCGUGACUAAUUAUGAAGACUUAAGUUUGUGUUGUGGGGUGUUAAGCAUUCCUAGACUCGGGUUUUAUUGUAUAGACUUUUUAUAUAAUUUUUGUUCGUGCUGUUCAAGAACUGUAAAGACUACAUCAUGACUCAAUAAAUGUGUCCCUUUUCAUUUUUA